GUCACUUCCCUGCCUGCCCACGCCUUGCCAACGCGCGUGACCAUGCCCUCUGGGUAGGAGAGGAGCAGGAGGAGGAGGCCCGUGCCUAGGAGGGAAGCUGUCAACCAGGGGCGGCCACGGAACACGAGCCGAAGACUCGAAAGAGGAUCGGCGCUCGUGCCCGCGCGCUCGCCCUCUUCUCUCUCUCUCUCUCUUCCCCUCCCCGCCCCUCCGCUGCCCACAGGCUGGCGCGCCGUCGCGAGAACGAGACCGCCCGUGCCCGCGCCAAGAUCGGUGUGGUCGAUCGCAGUGCGCUGGCUCUCCUCGGGGGAGUCGGUCCUUAAGAGGGGGGGAAAAAAGGAAGGAAGGGAAUAAUAGAGAGAAAGCUGAGGUGGUUGGUUUGGGGAAGCCGUGCGCCUCUCAGCCCACGUGAGCGCGCCGAGGAGGAGGAGGAGGAGAGGAAGCCGCGACGACUCCAAGAAAGACAGCAGCGGCCGCGCGCGUUGCUCCUGCUACGAGCCUUCCUCCUGUAGGCUUCCCUCCUUCCCCGACCGAAGUGUCCUCCUCCUCCUCCUCCUCCUCCUCCGCCUGCUUGCUUGCCUGCCAGCCCGCCCGCCUGCUCCUCCUCCUCCUCCCCGGACUGAGCGACCGUGUGUGCAACGAUGGCGGCCGCCGGAGGUCUGGCCAAGCACGAGCAGAUCUUGGUGCUGGAUCCGCCCACCGACCUUAAAUUCAAAGGUCCUUUCACAGAUGUAGUCACUACAAAUCUUAAACUACGAAAUCCAUCAGACAGAAAAGUAUGUUUUAAAGUGAAGACUACAGCACCUCGCCGGUACUGUGUGAGGCCAAAUAGUGGAAUUAUUGAUCCAGGAUCAUCUGUAACUGUAUCAGUCAUGUUACAGCCUUUUGACUAUGAUCCAAAUGAGAAGAGUAAACACAAAUUUAUGGUACAGACAAUCUUUGCCCCACCAAACAUUACGGAUAUGGAAGCUGUGUGGAAAGAUGCAAAACCUGAAGAUUUAAUGGACUCCAAAUUGAGAUGUGUAUUUGAAAUGCCUAAUGAAAAUGAUAAGCUGAAUGACAUAGAUGCGAGUAAAUCUGCUCCAGUGCUCAACACAGCUAAACAAGAUGGUCCAGUGCCAAAGCCACAUAGUGUUUCGCUCAAUGACACUGAAACAAGGAAGCUAGUCGAAGAAUGCAAAAGACUUCAGGCGGAUGUGGUGAAACUAUCAGAGGAAAACAGACACCUGAGAGAUGAAGGUUUGAGGCUGAGAAAGGUGGCACACUCAGAUAAACCUGGACCAUCAGGCUUGGCCCUCCGGGAUAAUGGCUCCAAUCCUCUUCCCUCACUUCUUGUUGUAAUUGCAGCCAUUUUCAUUGGAUUCUUUUUAGGGAAAUUUAUCUUGUAGAGAGGGAGAAAAAGAGAAGCACGCAGAAUGCAGCUUCCUUUUUUUUUCUUGGCCAGAAAAAAAAAUGUAUUUACCUACCACUUCAUUGGUAGUAUGGCCUAAAUGACCAUUUGUGUACAGCAUCAUGCAGGCUUUGCCUCUAAUGAUCUUGCACGGUUAGACAACACAGUAAAAAGAUAAACUGUUCGGCUGCUGGACAAAAUUGUAUAUUAAUUCAUCAAUAGCAGGUGUCAGUUGCACAUUCAGUCCUUUAUGAAAUUCAUAAAUAAUGAAUAGUUCUUUCUUUCUGUGGUUUUAAUAAGAGUUAAAAUUGUUCAAAGUCUUGUAAAUGUUAUUUUAAUAAUCCUUUUAAAAUUUUAUCUGUUGCUUUGGCCUCUUGGAAAAUGAUUAUCAGAAUGCUCUUCCCGGUUGUUCAGAAAUAUGAUGAUGCAUUCUGUGGGGAAAUGGUUCCUCUUAGUGUGUAAAUUUACCUUACUUUGCUAUAUCAUGCAGAAUUUCUUAUCCCUUGUGAGGCGGUUGUUGAAAAAGUUUGUCAUCCUUACAGCCCUGUCCCAUGGUAUUUAACAUACAAAAUAAUAAAACUGUUAACAGACUCCCUGCUGGAUAGCUUGUUUCUGUGAAUUGUUCUUUUUAGAAAGGUUUUCUAACAUGUUUUAUACAUAAUCUGCUUCUUGUCACAGAAGAACAUUGUUAAUUUCACUAGCUGUACCUUGGGCUGGUGCCAGUGAUGAAGAAACUGGCUUCUCUAUGUUGUUUAAAUCAGCAACAGAGAUUUCUGGAUUUUAGCAAAAUGAAGGGUCAUAUAAGAUUGGUUUUGGGACAGGGACUAAACAUAAAGCAGAUAUUUUAAAAUUGUCUUUUAAAGUACUUUUUGGCUUGCUGGUAUUUCUGUUGCUUCACUGAACUUCUCUUAUUUUUCUGAAGCCCCCAUUAUUCUUUUGUUCAGAUUUAUUUAGUCCAAAUGUCCCUUAAACCUAAUGCUCUAUGUAACAUUUACAUACAUUUCUUUUAUAUAAAUAUUCCAAAGUUGAUACUGGCUGAGUAAAUUUUGAUCAUUUAGUUUUGUGAGAAGAGAAUAAAGCUUUGACCUGCAAAUGUCUUGGCACAGUUGCUCAUUAGUGAUGCCUACUGUCAGUAUUCUAGAAAAAUUAUUUUAUUGGAUCUGAACUGCUUUUUUGCACUUAACCAUGUGGCUUGUUUUAUUUCUGCUCUUUAUGUUAUUUAGAUAAUUUUGGAAGCACAACAGAGCUAUUUUUAAACCAUUAUCCAUCAAAGGGUAUUAUUUUAAAACUGACAUUCUGAAACACAUGUAACUGUAAGCAGCAUUUUGUAUAUUCUUGGAUAGGAUGCAGCUAAGUGUGUUAAAUCUUGUGUAGCUGAACAAUAUUCCAGCAAAAAUAUACAUCCUUGAUUGCCUUUGAUUUCUGGUGGUAUUUUUAAUGGAAGAUGUACUUACAUCAGGUACCACCAAUGCUCUCUAUGCUAAAUUUUUAUAAGACAUCUCACAGUUUGCAAAGAAGACAAUGAGCAAGCUACUGCUUGAUGUUUCACUUAAAAGCAUGCAAAUACAGACAUUUUCCCGUGUGUGUUCCGGUAUCUGCAUUCAAAAUUUCUCUGACUGCGGUGACUGCAAGAAAAUAAGCUCAGAUUUGGUACUCACAUCAGUUUUAAACCCAAGAAGACUCUUUAUACUGUGGUGUUCAUGAAUGGUACAUCAGAAGAAAACAUUUAUUCCUUAAAGGAAGUUGAUCUUUGGAAGAUUACAGGGGGAGGGGACUAAUGUACAGGCUGUAACUUCUGGAUACAUUUUAAUAUUUCUGUAAUGAGGAGGAAAACCUCAAAAACACAUUUAUUGUUUAAGUAGUAUAUAUAUAUAUAGUCUUGCAGUAAUGGCUACACAUUUUAGGGUUAAAUAGGAGGCAAAACUCAAGCUCAUAAAAAGUUGACUGAAUUGAAAAGCUGUGUUACAAAGAAUUCUGAUACAGGCAUGAUCUCAUGCUACAAAGAUAGUGAAGUUCCAAAGUCUAUAGUCUGAUUAUCAUAAAUAGAGAAUUAAUUUAUGAGGAUUGGUUUAGACUGUUUAACAAGGCAUAUGCUUUAAGCAUAAAUAUUACUGAAUAACUCAUGGUGCGUUUGGGUGUCAUAACCAGUAUAUGUUUGGUGAGGUGCUCUGGCUUAUAUGAUGCAGUUUUAACUUCUAAUAAUCCUUUCAUAACUGUAUAUAAAAUGUAAUGCUAAACUAUUUUGCUCUCAGGAGUGAUUUUGGGUUAUAUCAACUGUAUUCAGUGAAAUUAUGUAAUAUGGAUUAAAUUGUCUGAUACCGAAA
Molecule: messenger RNA, 3714 nt
Organism: Pogona vitticeps (central bearded dragon)
Lineage: Eukaryota; Metazoa; Chordata; Lepidosauria; Squamata; Agamidae
Gene: VAPA
Product: VAMP associated protein A
Biological process (GO): neuron projection development
Cellular component (GO): endoplasmic reticulum membrane; plasma membrane
Molecular function (GO): FFAT motif binding
Source: RefSeq, a predicted model, not a curated record